Messenger RNA from Parasteatoda tepidariorum (common house spider), 1047 nucleotides. RefSeq lists its product as uncharacterized. NCBI's taxonomy places the organism in Eukaryota, Metazoa, Arthropoda, Arachnida, Araneae, Theridiidae. The record is from RefSeq and is a predicted model, not a curated record. Gene Ontology annotation, molecular function: zinc ion binding; nucleic acid binding.
AUGGCAACUGGUAGUGAAAAACUUGUAAUAUUUAAACGCAAACGAACAACGCUACGUACCACCAUUACGAAACUAACGAAGAAAUUGAACGAUGCUGCUAGUACACAAACUGAAAAGGAAUACAAUAUUGAACGUUUACAAUAUAAAAUUAAAGAAUUAACCUUGGCAGACGAUGAAAUACAUUAUUUUUUAAAUAAUGAAGAAUAUCAGGAAGACAUAAUAGAAUGCGAAAGAUACACAGAAUAUGCUCAUUUGGCGUUAUUUAAUUUCAAAAGAACAGCGAAUCGGAAUACGAAUUUAAUUUCUGAAACAUUGCCAACAGCUGCCAAUAUAAAUAAUUUUUCAGCUUCGCCUUCAAAUGUUAUAGUAAAGUUGCCUACAAUAAAAAUAAAUACGUUUAACGGCGGCGAAAUUGAAGAAUUCCAUAGUUUUUGGGAGCGUUUUGAAAACUGUAUCGACAAAAACGAAAGUUUAUCGCUGAUUGACAAGCAUGUUUUUUUGCGGGGAUAUUUAGAUGGAGAAGCAAAACGAAUUGUUGAUGGAAUUAAUAUAACUGUAGAAACAUAUGCAACAGCAAAGGAUAUUUUGAAAUCGAAAUAUGGCGAUAAAGAUAAAAUAAUACAGGCUCAUCUCGAUUAUUUAGAAAACCUAAAACCUGUCAAAAAUCAGUCUCCAGCAGCAAUAAAUGAGUUAUAUAUUGAUUGUAAUCGAAGAAUACAGGCUUUAGAUGCUUUAGGAGAAAAAACUCAAGCAUACGGAAGAAUUUUGGCUCCUAAAAUACUUCGUGCUUUUCCUCAUGAAAUCUGUCGUAAUUGGAUUGUACAUGCCAAACGUGAAAAUUUUGCUGAAAGCGAUAUUUCAAAAUUAAUGAAAUUUUUAUCAGAAGAGGUCGAGGGAUCAAUUACUGUAAGUAAUAUUAAAUGUUCACUAGCUCCAGACUAUCCUAUUAAAUCUUCCUUAGAAAAUUUUAAUGUGAAUUCUAAAUCAGUUACCAAAAGUAAAAUAAUGUCACCCUUUUGUCCCUUCUGUGAAACUGUCGGACAUUAA